GAGAGAACAGCCUUAGAUUUGGGCCCAGAAAGUGGGGCUGGAGUCUCCGCCACAGAUAUUUGAGGUUGUAAACUCAGGCUAGUCCAGAGGUUUCCAGUUUCACUGUGAUGGGUCCACAGCCAGUUCCUGCACCGUGGGACUGGUUUCUUCCCCCUCUGGGCUUCCAUUUCUGCAUCUGUUGGGAGUGGGUGUCAGACCUCUAAGUUUACUCACCUGCCCUGACAUUUUAUGAUGCUAUGUUAAGCAGAGGUCCUAGGAGCGUCCAGAGCAUCGUGACCACUUGAGAGAGUCUCGUAGCUCAUACUCAGUCCCUGAGACAGUGGAGAGAACAGAGCAGGGUGCCCUCUCUAUCACAUGAGCAGGUGGGUCUCCUCUCUGCAGUUGGCCAUGGACUGCUGGUGGCAGCUCUCACUAGGGCUGUGCAUAGUCACACCCGUCUGGGCUGGGGACAGGCUGCUCAACGUCUGCAUGAAGUCCAAGCACCACAAGCAAGAGCCCAGCCCAGAAGACCAGCUCUAUGAGGAGUGCAUCCCCUGGAAGGACAAUGCCUGCUGCACAGCCAACACAAGCUGGGAAGCCCACCUGGAUGUGUCCCUGCUCUACAACUUCAGCCUCGUUCACUGUGGAUUGAUGAUGCCUGACUGUCAGAAGCACUUCAUCCAGGCCGUCUGCUUCUAUGAGUGCUCCCCAAACCUGGGGCCUUGGAUCCAGCAGGUGGCCCCAAGGGGGCAGGGAGAGCGAGUUUUGGGGGCACCACUAUGCCGGGAGGACUGUGAGCAGUGGUGGGAGGACUGCCACACAUCCUACACUUGCAGAUCCAACUGGCACAGCGGCUGGGACUGGAGUCGGGGGAAGAGCCGCUGUCCGGCAAGGGCCCCCUGCCGUCCUUUUCCGGAUUACUUCCCCACCCCGGCUGAUUUGUGUGAGAAGAUUUGGAGCAACUCCUUCAAGGCGAGCCCUGAGCAUAGGAACAGUGGGCUGUGUCUGCAGAAGUGGUUUGAGCCUUCUCAGGGCAACCCCAACGUGGCUGUGGCCCGCCUCUUCGCUAGCCCUGCCCCAUCCUGGGAACUCUCCUGUGCUCUCAUGGCCUUCUCUCUGCUCCUGUUAUUUCUUUCCUGAAAGCUCCAUCUUCUCCUGCCUACACUCCUGCACUCCUCCAGCUGUGGGCCAGGCCUGCAGCCUCCUUCCUUGGUCCUGACCUGAAACAGAGCAGCAUGGGCUGGGGGACUGAUGGGACAUGAGGCUGCAGGAGCUGGGGCCUGAGCCUUGCACCGUCAGUUCUAGAUCCCCUCCACUGCUCCACUCUGCCUUUCCCUGCCUGGAAGGAGCCAGGGGUGGGGAAUGACAAGGCAACUCGCCCA
Phyllostomus discolor (pale spear-nosed bat) is the source of this 1361-nucleotide messenger RNA. RefSeq names its product IZUMO1 receptor, JUNO (gene IZUMO1R). Gene Ontology annotation, cellular component: external side of plasma membrane. Bases 355 to 1119 code for a protein of 254 amino acids. Gene Ontology annotation, molecular function: signaling receptor activity. NCBI's taxonomy places the organism in Eukaryota, Metazoa, Chordata, Mammalia, Chiroptera, Phyllostomidae. The record is from RefSeq and is a predicted model, not a curated record. Gene Ontology annotation, biological process: sperm-egg recognition; fusion of sperm to egg plasma membrane involved in single fertilization; cell adhesion. The transcript is spliced from 4 exons.